CUUUAGGACACGCCUUACUGCACUUCACGCUCAGUAGCUUCCUUUAGGUUCAGUGGCUCUCUGACACUAGUCACAUGGAGAGAAAAGUGCUUCUGGCUAAGACAUUGUGUCCUCAGACUGUACAGCAGAAUUUCUCUGACCACUUCUCACUGAUAGUGGCCCACUUAGGGGUCUGAUCAGCAGUUGAGGGGGGCAGCCAGUUCUCUAGGGCAAGCCAAACAACUCUCAGAGGCAUGAUACUAGAGCAGAGUUCGACUCUUUGAUGCCAGCUUCCAUGUUCUGGACUGUCAGUGGGGCGACUUAGUGAGUCUGCUGAUCGUGUUUUGCCCCUGAAUGACUUCUCAAUCCACAGCCCUUCCAGGCAGGAGAUAUGGGCUCCUCACAGAACCUGAGUGCUUGUGUACUCUGUCAUUUUUCUCCUGGUUUCUGAAACCACAGUCAGGAUUCAGGGCCCUGGGCCAUGUUGCAUCCUGUGCUGCUGUGAAUAAGCCUGAAGAGGUGGUCUCUGUUUUUACCUGAAACGUGUGUAGGGAGGCAGAGAAAACCCCUGCCUUUUUAUGUAGCCACAUCUCUACAUAGUGAUGGAAAAGAUUGCAUCCACAGAGGGAGCAACUCAACCAGGCCAAAAAAAUUUGGUUUGUCACUUGGUUCCAAAUUGAUCUUUCUGUUUGGGCCUCAGGGUGGUCUGUCUGUCCUCUCUGCCUUGUCCUGUGCAGUUUCACUUUUGUUCUGUGUACCCACAGAUGCUGCUAUGAAGCCAAAAUCCCACCCAAUGCUCCUCACCAAGAAUCAGAUGAAGCAGGAAGUGGAUAGGCUGACCACAGAACUGCAGCUGAUCACCAGCCAAAGAAAUGAGCUGCAAGAUCACCUGACCUUCAUCAGUGAAGAUACCAUGGACAAUAGGCCCUACCACAAGCCAAAUCCUUUCUAUGAAAAGCUGAAGUUGGAGCAUGCACAGGUCGUGUCAGAACUAAGGACUUUGGAGGUUGAUUACACUGAUACCUCAGAGAAGUUUGGUGAGCUGACCAAGGAGACAGUUUUCUAUCAUCUGCACAGCUGGCUCCUAAUGGAGCAGACUCAACUGGAGAAGAAGUUAUACAUGCUAAGGCAGGAGAAAAUGAAACUGCUGGAUGACUGGAUGACUGGCUCCUACUGAAGCACACGUGGAGGUCUUGAAUGUGAUCUGUAAGGACCGAGAGGAAGAGACUAGUGGCCUCAAGACCCAGCAACAAAAGCUGACCAGCAAGCUAUUUGGAUCCUUUGUAUGCGCCUAGAGAUGUAUGAUAGUCUGUGACCCUCCACUAACAACACAGUCUUCUAAUGAACUGGAGCUCAAGAGAUAGGAGGAAAGUCUUCAGUUCCUGUGGAGGCAGAAGGAAAUGCCCAUGCAGGAAAAGGACUUGGCAGAAAAGCUACGGCAUCACUUUGAAGUCUCCCA
This is a messenger RNA of Myodes glareolus (Bank vole), 1438 nucleotides long. Lineage: Eukaryota; Metazoa; Chordata; Mammalia; Rodentia; Cricetidae. The record is from RefSeq and is a predicted model, not a curated record.